This is a messenger RNA of Numida meleagris (helmeted guineafowl), 5937 nucleotides long. RefSeq names its product PHD finger protein 20 (gene PHF20). Gene Ontology annotation, biological process: regulation of transcription by RNA polymerase II. Gene Ontology annotation, cellular component: MLL1 complex; NSL complex. NCBI's taxonomy places the organism in Eukaryota, Metazoa, Chordata, Aves, Galliformes, Numididae. The record is from RefSeq and is a predicted model, not a curated record. The transcript is spliced from 21 exons. The coding region runs from base 350 to 3532 and encodes 1060 amino acids.
CCGCCCCUCCCUGGCGGCGCCGCAGCGAGGCGGCCAUUUUGUGGUGCUGCGCGGUCGGUGGCGCUGGGCUCGGCGCGGAGCGGGGCCCGGGGGCGGCGUAGCGCCGUUCUUAACCCUUUUUCCCGUACAGAUCCCUCGGUAAGAGCGCGGCGGCGCCCGGGUGGACCGGGCCCGCGCCAACCGCCCGCCCGUCCUGCGUUACGGGCCUGCGGCGAGGGUUACUCAACUUUUGGAGCCUCCUGUAGGAAGACACUUCUUUCAGUUGUACAACAGCACUUGGAAUGUUCAUGGCCACAUAAGCAAGGAGUUUCUUCUUGGGGAAUAAAAUCAGCAGUGUUGAUAUUACAAAAUGACAAAACAUCCUCCGAAUAGAAGAGGGAUCAACUUUGAGGUGGGAGCCCAGUUGGAAGCCCGUGACAGAUUAAAAAACUGGUAUCCAGCUCACAUUGAGGAAAUUGAUUAUGAGGAAGGAAAAGUACUUAUCCAUUUCAAACGGUGGAACCAUAGAUAUGAUGAAUGGUUUUGUUGGGACAGUCCUUAUUUACGUCCUUUAGAGAAAAUACAGUUAAGAAAAGAAGGAUUACAUGAGGAAGAAGGGUGUGCAGGUUUUCAUAUAAAUGAUCAGGUGUUGGCAUGCUGGUCUGACUGUCGCUUCUAUCCAGCCAAAGUUACUUCUGUUAACAAGGAUGGUACAUAUACUGUGAAAUUUUAUGAUGGUGUAGUUCAGACUGUCAAAAACAUUCAUGUCAAAGCUUUUUCCAAAGAUCAGAACAUUGUGGGUAAUGCUAAGCCUAAAGAAAGAGGUAAUGAAAUUCCGUCAUCUCCUGAAAGGCGGGAGAAAUUUAAAGAACAGAGGAAAGCAACAGGUAAUGCAAAGAAAGACAAGGAUGAAAAGACAUUAAAGACUGAAAAAAGGGUUAAGCAACCUGAUAAAGAGGGGAAAUUGAUAGCUGUUUCAGAAAAAAGUAAGGUCUCAGAGAAGAAUAUAUCUAAGAAUGGAAAAGAAGAUAAAGAGAAUAUAUCAGAGAAUGAUAUGGAAUAUUCAAUAGAUACACAAAUUGAGAAGAAGCCUGAGAAUGACAAUGUAAAGAGUCCACAGGAAAAUGUGAAAGAAACUAAACGAAAGCGUGGAAGACCGCCAAUAACACCUCCAACAGAGCCAAGUUCUCAGACACUGCAGUCCAUAGCCUUGGAGUUAAGACGUCGGAAAAUACCAAAAGGAGGUGAAGUUCCGUCAAAGCGUCCCAGGAUAGAAAGGAACUUGUCUCAGGAAAAGUUGAAGAACUCCUCAGAUAACCAUGAAAAAGACCAGAUCAGGAGAAGGUCUUCAAGACUCUCAUCUAGUGUUAGCCAUGAGAUUUUAAAUACAGAUCGUGUCGCAACUUCAGCGGAAGUUCAGACUUUGAAAGACACAGUAUCUAACCCAAAGGAGUCUGAGAAGGUCCAGUUAGAAGUUCCUGUUGAAUCUGACCAAAGUUUCAGUGAAGAAGCAUCUCCUGGAAACACAUCACAUAGCACGGUACUCAGUACGGAUGCCAGUUUACAGGAAGAAAACACUGAAGACACUGAGUCUUCCUCUGUUGCUGUCAGAACUGAAGAACCUUCUGCUGCUACAGUAACAAAACCUUUUAGGAGAUCAGAUUUUCUUGCAUCAAAAAAAGCUGCAACUGUUGAUCAAGAUCACAAGUUUAAAUGCAAGUUCGAGGACUGUUCAAAAUCAUUCCGCAAAGCCAAGUUAUUGCAUUAUCACAUGAAAUAUUUUCAUGGAGUGGACAAGUCUGCAGAAUCGCAGCAGAACCCGGUAAAAAGAUACAUUCAAACCAGAGCUUCUUUGGCUUCUGAGAAAGCUAAUCAAGAAAGGUCAAAAAGAGGACGGAUCGCAGCUGGUUCAUUGUAUGCUCCUCUACAUGUAGCCCUAAGGAGUACCUCGUAUAGAGGUGAAAAAAUAGAAAAGAGAAGAACGUCUACUGCUGUAAAUGCAUUAAAUAGUCACCGAUACUCUGUUAGAGAGCAAAGCAAGGAGAACCACAUAGUGAGAUCGCUCCGGAAACCUCAAGAGAAACAAAGAGGUGAAAAUGCUGCUAAAGAACAUGAGAAGAACAAAGAAAGAAAACCCAAGGACUAUGGAAGGUCCAAGGCAAAGAAGAAGAAAAAAAAGAAAAAGAGGACUAAGCCUGAGUACUCUGGUAGCGAAGAAAAUGCAGAUAUUUCACAGGAACUUUCUCCUGAAAAAUCAGUUGUCACAAAAAGUAUUUCUUCAAAUAAAUCCUCUGCCCAGCCAAGCACACUGCUGCAGUGCUCCGAGUCUGGACACCACCGAGGAAAAUCAAAGACAAAUGAGGAAGACACCAUGAGUGAGUCGUCUAUGGACAGCUUGCUUUGGAGUGAUGAUGACUGCAGUCAGGAUGUUGAUGUAACCACAAAUCCUGAUGAAGAAGCUGAAGAAAGUGACUUUGAGAUUGUUCGGUGUAUUUGUGAAGUAAAAGAAGAAAAUGACUUCAUGAUUCAGUGUGAAGAGUGUCUGUGCUGGCAGCAUGGAGUCUGUAUGGGUUUACUGGAAGAUAAUGUACCUGAGAAAUAUACCUGCUAUAUUUGCCAAGAUCCUCCAGGUCAGAGGUCCAGCUUAAAGUACUGGUAUGAGAAGGAGUGGUUAAGUAAUGGCCACAUGCAUGGCUUAGCGUUCUUGGAAGAAAAUUACUCCCACCAGAAUGCCAAGAAGAUAGUAGCCACUCAUCAGCUUCUUGGCGAUGUGCAGAGAGUGAUAGAAGUACUGCAUGGACUGCAGCUGAAGAUGAGCAUAUUAAAAAGUAAAGAACAUCCUGACCUAAAGCUCUGGUGUCAUCCGUGGAAGCACAUUACAGUGGAUGAAAAAAUCCAUACAAAACACAUCAUUCACAUCGAAGAAAACUGCUGCAGAGAGGAGAUGGCGAGUUAUAGAACUUGGAAUGGGACAGCUGAGAAACCCUCAGCCAUUCCUUCUGUGGAGGAAUCUUACAUCACAAGCGAACACUGUUACCAGAAACCUCGGGCCUACUACCCUGCUAUAGAGCAGAGGUUGGUGGUGGAAACGAGAGGUUCAGCCAUGGAUGACGGCGUAAAUAGAAUAAGGGAAAAUGGGGAUGACGUCCUGUCGGAGAGGCUCGGUUGGAAUCUGGACCGAGAAAUAUGUAAAAUGGAAAAUGAAUCCAAACACAAUUACUCCAAGGUAAGAGAGCCUGCGUCUAAGAAAGCUUCUGCGGAGGAAGCUAUUGAAAUGAAACUGCUGGAAAAGGACAAAGAAGGAGUUGUGAACUCACAGCUGCAGUGGCAGCUUAAUCUUUUAGCUCACGUGGAAUCUCUGCAGGAUGAAGUCAUACACAGAAUGGAUUUCAUUGAGAAGGAGCUAGAUGUGCUGGAGAGCUGGCUGGAUUACACGGGGGAGCUGGAGCCGCCAGAACCGCUCGCUCGCCUCCCGCAGCUCAAGCACUGCAUAAAGCAGCUGAUAACGGACCUCGGCAAAGUGCAGCAGAUCGCGCUCUGCUGCUCAACGUGAGACUGGAGAAUGCUGGGGACUGUUACCAAGCGCGAAGUUGGAGCAUCUGGCGUGAACAGCUCUGUGUAUUUAAGUGAAAUUAGCAUGCUGGUUGCAUGUGAUGCAGAUUGACUUCAGGGAUUUGUGAAGAAGCGCCGUUCGAAGAACAGCCAAAAGGUUAUUUUAUCAUAAUUUGGGGUUUACUGGGCAAUUGUAACAAUAUGGAAGAGGUUAAUACUGUUGUCUUCAAAGGUUGGGUGUCGGUUGAUUAAAUUAUACCUAAAUUUUCACUCCUUACAAGUUGCUCAUUGAGGCGGUAGACUUCAUCAUUAAAUUGACUAAAAUUGUGCCACUGAAGAACAGAGUUCUAAGAGCCAAAAAUGUUCAGUUGACAGAGGUUGUAAAUAACUUUGCAUAGUUUCAGUGACUUGUGUCAUGUUUUACUCCUUCUGGUUUAUGCGUAAUAGCACACGGUAUUUAAUCAUUAGGAAAUGUUAUAACAGUUUUCAGACCUAGACAGUAUGAACGUCCAGCUGUAAACUAUCGGCUGUGACAUGGAGGGCUGCAAGUAACAGCGGCCCAGCCCCGCUCCUGUCACGGCGAGUGGCGCAGCAGGAGCUCAGGGUGGAUCGCGCUUCCUUCCAGGACGAAUGCUGGUUGUCAGUACUGACCCUGUCGCCCACGUGGCGCUGGGGCAGGGCUCCGUGCCGUGGGGCGGUGCCACCAGCAGCUCUGCAGCGGGACGAGCGCUGCCGCGGGCGUCGUGUGCUCUUCUCCCAUUUGUUGGUAAUUGCCAUUCCGGUUCUAUCUUGAAACGUAGGCUUUUUUCAACGCUCGGAACGUGUUCAUUGUAAAGACUUGCUAUGAAUGUGUGGUUUUGGGAAUCAGUUUAUUUUCUAUUUGUGUAAAUAAAGCCUCGAGAUCUAUGCAUGAGGUACUGUCCUGACAGGCAGCGAGUGGGUUAUUAACGGUGUACGUUGACGAGUUCCCUUUUAUACCUUGUUUUAAUUUCCUGGUUUUAUUACUUCGUGAGGGCGAGGUGAAGGUGCCUGAAUUCAGCUGUGCUGUGCAGCCCUCCUUGCAGCGGCGCUGUGCUGGAGCGCGGUUCAUCGUCGCGCUGUCGGCAGCGGCCGCGCCUUCGCUUUCCUUCCCUAACGCAGCUGGGGUCACCAUAGGAAGUGGUGAAGGUGUUUUUCCACGGAGAGGGCGUCCUGAGGGAGCUGAGGGUGGGCUUGGCACGUGGCGCUGGUAGGAAGGCCGGAGCCGUACCGUGAGCCUGUCCUGCUCGUUUGCUGCGAACAGUGAUGGUUUACUAUAUAAACUCCUACAAUAGCUUGGGUAUUUUUAACUUAACGUUGUCUACACGCGGAAUGUUUUAAUCAGUUCCUGCAGAAGAUGAAGUAAUAGGGCUUCUCUAGGUAGUCACUACAGCUUUGUGCAAAGAGUCGUUUCAGGGAAUAAUUAGUCUCUCCGUUUCAUAAUACGAAUUGGUAUAUAAUGAGUACAACGUACGUACAGCAGGAAAGUGAACUUCCUGUAACUCAGAAUAAAGAUUACGUGGUAUUGAGGUCCCACUUCACCCUCUGAAGGUGACCGCGGCGUUGCACCGUGUCUCGCUCCUGCUGGUGACCCCCAGCUCCCAGCCUGUAGGGCGGGCAGCGGGCCCAGUCCGGCAGCACAGCGCCGGCAGGAGGGCUCCGGGUGGCUGCGAGGGCGUGGGGCUGUCAGGGCAGGAGGGCCGGGAAGGGGAGCCCUGGCUGAAACCUGCAGCAGGCGUUCCCAUGAGGUCUGCUGGGAUGGGCAUCGCUGCGGCCCCACGGCUGUGUGUGGGGGCCCGGGGCGUGGGAGCAGUUCCUGAGCUGACCGUUCUCCUUGGAGGCGAGCUUCUUCCCAGCAGCUGCUUCUUGUGGAUUCAUUUUAAGGUUUGGCUUCACCAGUUAGUUUGUGCUCAGGGCAGUACUUAGGAGAUGGGAGAGAGGACUGUUCUGAUGGGGAGUGGGGCGACCGAUCCUGGAGGCUGGUUUUCCUGUAGCGGAGCUAGGGAAGAAGCCCUUGCAGGUAAAGACUGAAAGUAUUUAUUUAAACUAGACUAGCAUUUCUCAUGUUCGGGAAAGGUUCUUUAUUGUGCUUUGGAUUCAUUUUGUCCCUGUUUCUGUGAGUUUCCACAUUGUUAUUUCGUAGCCUGGGCCAGCCGCUUGGUCUAGCAUGUCACUUUUUUGUUCUUCAAAUCACUGGUAAGUGAAUGCAGCGUGGAGCCUUGAUGAAAUGAGCAAACAUUGCACUGUGGAUACACAUUCGUCUUUGUUUAUGCACUAUUAGAACUGAGGGCGCUGUAUAUAGAAUUUUGCUUUGGAGCAAUAUUUGCAAAACUUGAAAACUUCUGUAUCUUGGUGUUUGGAAAAAAUAAAUAGGUUUUUGUUGGUUAA